Molecule: messenger RNA, 3987 nt
Organism: Rhizoctonia solani
Lineage: Eukaryota; Fungi; Basidiomycota; Agaricomycetes; Cantharellales; Ceratobasidiaceae
Product: Niemann-Pick type C-related protein 1
Exons: 7
Coding region: 1-3987 (1328 amino acids)
Cellular component (GO): membrane
Source: RefSeq, a predicted model, not a curated record
AUGGCUGCGCAAGGACAAUGCUCCAUGAGGGGCAAAUGCGGCAGCAAUUAUGGCAAGCCGCUACCAUGCCCAUAUGAUGGGCCACCUCAAGAGCUUGACCAAGAAGGAAAGGAUUUGCUCGCAUCCGUUUGCGGACCCAAGUUUGCCCAAGGACCAGUUUGUUGUACAACGGACCAGAUCGCGACGCUCAAGUCCAACUUUCAAACACCAGACCAACUCGUAUCGUCCUGUCCGGCAUGCAAGAAUAAUUUCCACGAAUUUUACUGCCAUUUUACAUGCUCCCCCAACCAAGCCGAUUUUGUUACUGUCACAUCUACCGAAGAAGGUGCUGUCAAGUCGGUUGAUUUCAGGGUGACGGAAUCAUACGGAACUGGCUUUUACGACAGCUGCAAAGACGUCAAGUUUGGUGGGCUCAACGACAAUGCUAUGACGCUUAUCGGCGGUGGCGCAACCAAUUAUCAUGAUUUCUUCAAGUAUAUGGGUGCUGUUCGCCCUAUAGGAAGUCCCUUCCAGAUCAACUUUCCUCAGAAAGCGAAUUCGAGCUGGAAUUCACCACUCAACGCUCCUGUUCGUGACUGUACCUCCGAGGGACUCGACAGCCGCUGUACAUGCCUCGACUGUCCCGGUGUCUGUCCAACACUCCCGGCUAUCCCUGGCCAAGGCCCCACUUGCACGGUUGGAGCCUGGUCAUGUUUUACAUUCGGCCUUGUCCUCGUAUACGCUCUCGGGGUCCUGGCUUUCUUAAUCGGAUACCUCAUUCAAUCCUUUAUUCGACGCCGCAGGCGUCUCCGAGACGAGCGACAUGCUCUUUCCGCAGAAGCUGCAUCAGUCACCGGGGCCUUGGUCGGUGCAGGCUCGUUGCAGCAGCGGGACGGCACAGAGUCUACCGGCACCCGUUCCGAAUCACGCCAGAACCUCGGCCGUGGUGCUUCGCUCCUCGAUCCACUCGACUCUCUGCAGCCCCGUCAACACAAACUCAAUACUCAUCUCAGGCGAGGGUGCUACAAGCUCGGUUUGGCAUGCGCCACACACCCAUGGAUUACUUUCACCAUCGUCUUUGCGCUGAUCGGCAUUCUGAACUUGGGAUGGACCAAGUUCGAGGUCGAGACCGACCCCGUGCGCUUGUGGGUCGCUCCUAAUUCGGAGCUCAAGCAGCAGAAGGAAUACUUUGACGAACAUUUCGGGCCGUUUUACAAGACUGAGCAGCUAUUCAUUACUGAUAUUCACGGCGGCCCCGUGAUGACCUACCCACGUCUCAAAUGGUGGCUCGACAUCGAGAACGAGAUUCGAGCACUCAAAUCAGAACCCAACGGUUACUCUCAUCCAGAUGUUUGCUUCAAACCUGCUGGACCACGCGGAGCAUGUGUGGUUCAAUCGGUUAGCGCAUACUUUGGUGGGGAUAUGGAAGACUGGGACGAAGAUUCUUGGGUGGAACAACUCGAAGACUGCGCAUCCCAGCCUGCAAUGUGCUUACCCGACUUUGGACAACCGUUGGCACCCAAAUACGUACUCGGCUCGGCUCCCAAGGACGAUGAAGAUAAUAGAAUUUGGCACAAGGCUGAAGCUAUGGUGGUUACCUUUGUCGUUUCAGACUCGCUCGAUGAAGCUGUUAGGGAGCGGGCAGAAGAGUGGGAGAGGACACUUCGAGUAUACUUGGAAGGUCUAUCUGGAAGGUCCGAACAAGAAGCUGGUGUCAAGAUUGCGUUUUCGACUGGUGUGAGCUUGACCGAGGAGAUCAACAAGAGCACCAAUACUGAUAAGAAUAUUGUUAUUCUCUCUUAUCUCGUGAUGUUCUUCUACAUCGCCUUGACUCUGGGCAAAGGUGGAACCUCGUACAUGGGCGAUCUCCUCCGUGGCUCCAAGAGCCGACGCAUCUCCUCGCUCUUUACAGGCACCAAAUUUACUCUUGGGUUCUUUGGUAUUGUUCUUGUCCUUGCAUCAGUGUCAACCAGCGUCGGAAUUUUCUCCUUCCUGGGUGUGCGCGUGACUCUUAUCAUUGCCGAAGUUAUUCCCUUCCUCGUUCUCGCGGUCGGAGUAGACAACGUAUUCAUUUUGGUUCACGAACUCGAUCGUCAGAACUCCCUCCAUGGUCCUGGUACAUCCCUCCAGCAUACCGAAGUGGACGCUUCAGCUCUUUCUCCAAUGUCGCGGCCAGGCUCGAUUCGUUCACACUUGACGCCUGAAGAGCGGGUCGCACGAGCAGUGGCGAGGAUGGGUCCAUCGAUUGCACUGAGCACGUUGACUGAGACGACUGCCUUUGCACUAGGAGCCUUGGUACCUAUGCCUGCGGUUCGUAACUUUGCAUUGUAUGCCGCAGGAAGCGUGUUUGUGGGUGCUUGCCUCCAAGCCACCGCCUUUGUUUCAGCCCUCGCUCUGGAUCUGCGUCGCGCCGAGUCCAGGCGUGUGGACUGUAUUCCAUGCAUCACAGUCGGUGGCGGGAUCGUCCUUGAAGGCGAAGAGAGCGAGCGCGACGGUGUUGCGGGCCUCAAACUCCGGGAAAGCUUUAUGACCGGGUGUGUGAGGCGCUAUGCGGUAGUGUUGAUGAAGCGUCCAGUCAAGGCUCUAGUGAUGGUGGUAUUUGCGGGCAUAUUCGUAUUGAGCGUUGUCUCGAUGCAAAGAAUUGAACUUGGGUUGGACCAACGCCUUGCCCUCCCCUCUUCGUCGUACCUCGUCCCUUACUUCAACGCCCUUGACCAGCACUUUGCGGUCGGACCUCCAGUCUACUUUGUUUCUCGUGCGAAUGCCUCGGCGCGCACAAAUCAACAACAGCUCUGUGCAAAAUUCACAUCGUGCUCGACCACUUCAAUCGCGAAUGUCCUCGAAGCUGAACGCAAACGGUCUCAAGUGUCGUACAUUGCCGAUCCGCCAGCAAGCUGGAUCGACGACUUUAUGUAUUGGCUGAACCCUGAACUGAGCACUUGCUGUCGCGUACGGCGGGCGGACCCGAGCGUAUUCUGCGGCCCGAGAGACAGAGAGAGGCUCUGUCGCCCUUGUUUCGAGGACCGUGUCCCAGAAUGGAAUGUGACGCUCUCUGGAAUGCCCGAGGGAGAAGAAUUCUUGCGUUACCUCAACCAAUGGCUCAUCAGCCCAACGGACGAAGACUGCCCUCUUGGCGGCCGAGCAUCAUACGGCUCUGCUCUAUCAAUUCAGGACCACGCCAUUGAAGCCUCGCAUUUCAGAACUUUCCACGCGCCGUUGAAGACCCAGGCGGACUUUAUCAAUGCUCUCAGCAGCUCAAAGAGAAUCGCUACCGAGCUGACCGAAAGUACAGGGUCAGAGGUGUUUGCGUACUCGCUGCCGUAUGUGUUCUUUGAACAAUAUGCGACGAUCGUCUCUACAGCACAAGGCGUACUUGGACUCGGCCUCGCCGCGGUGUUGAUCAUCACAGGGCUCUUGCUCGGAUCAUGGAGGACAGGCGUCGUCGUCACCGGUGUCGUCGGAUUGGCAGUGUGCACAGUAAUCGGAGCGAUGGCCUGGGAGGGCGUCAUGCUCAACGCCAUCUCGCUCGUGAACCUGGUGAUCGCACUCGGAAUCGGAGUCGAGUUUUGUGCCCAUGUUGCGCGUGCCUUUGUCGGCGCGCCCUCGACCAUACUCCGUGGACGAGAAGCGUCGAUCGGAGUGGACUCGGAAGUCCAAGACGAGCGCGGACGCGAGCGGGACGAGAGGGUGGUGUUUGCGCUGGCAGAUGUUGGGCCGAGUGUACUGAGCGGGAUUACGUUCACCAAGCUAAUUGGGAUGUGCGUGUUGGGUCUGACGAGGAGCAAGCUGCUCGAGAUCUACUACUUCCGAAUGUGGUCAACUCUGAUUGUUUCUGGUGCACUGCACGGAUUGGUUCUGUUGCCCGUCGUGUUGAGCGUGGCGGGUGGACCUGCCUAUGCGCUCGAAGACCAGGACGAAGAGUGGAUUAGCUCGGUGAUGAGGAGACAGAUUACGAAUAUACGUGACCCAUUCGUGGCUGAUGACGACGAGUCGGUCCAUGAAGAUUAA